AUGGCUGGCUCCAUGGUGGACCGGGCCACCAGCGACAUGCUCAUCGGCCCCGACUGGGCCAAGAACAUGGAGAUCUGCGACAUCUGCAACCGCGACCCCGGGCAAUCAAAAGAUGUUGUGAAGGCUCUCAGGAAAAGGAUUGUGCACAAAAAUCCGAAAGUUCAGCUUCUUGCGCUAACUCUGUUGGAAACUGCAAUCAAGAACUGUGGGGAUAUAUUCCAAAUGCAUGUUGCAGAGAGAGAUGUGUUGCAUGAGAUGGUGAAGAUGGUAAAGAAAAAGUCUGAUCCACGUGUGAAAGAGAAGAUUUUGGUUCUCAUAGAUACAUGGCAAGAAGCUUUGGGUGGACCACGUGCAAGAUAUCCACAAUACUAUGCAGCUUACCAUGAGUUGGUGCGUGCUGGAGCUCAAUUCCCCAAGAGAACUGAGAGACCCGCACCACUGUUUAAUGGGCAGUCUCAAGCAGCAAAUAGUAUGCGUAGUCCUGAUCAACGGGAUGAAGCUGAGUCUUCUGCUGGAAAUGACUUCCCUGCUCUGAAUACGACAGAGAUUCAGAAUGCUCGUGGUAUCAUGGAUGUACUAGCAGAGAUGCUGAAUGCUCUAGACCCUGGAAACAGAGAGGGACUAAGGCAAGAGGUAAUUGUGGAGCUUGUUGAUCAAUGCCGCACUUACAAGCAGAGAGUGGUACAGCUGGUUAAUACUGCCUCGGAUGAGGAACUUUUAUCACAGGGUCUUGCAUUGAAUGAUGAUUUGCAGCGUGUUCUAGCAAAACAUGACGCGAUUGCUGCAGGCAUUGCGGUUAGAGUGGAGAAAAAACCAAAGUCUCUACAGGCGCUUGUAGAUACUGAGGAUUCUGCAAAUCAAGACUCUAAGAAAGAGCAGGCACUAGUAGAUAUUGAUGAUCCCACAAGCCAAGAUUCUAAAACAGAGCCUAAUCAAAGUACAAGUGACCAGUCUCCAUUUGAGCAACUAGCGCUUCCAGCACCGCCGAUGUCGAAUGGUUCAGCAACCCACCCCCCAAAACCUGAUUCUGGCAUUGAUCUUCUUAGCUGGGAUGAUACACCAUCUACAGCAGAAAAUUCUUUGGCUCUUGUCCCAGUCACUGAUCCACUGGCUGACUCUACUUCAAAUCAAAAUGCACUGGCAAUCGUGGAUAUAUUUUCUCAAACCAGUACCGCUACUAGCAGUGCCAAACCACUUGACCCCUUCGGUCUCAAUUCAAGUCCCGCUCUUCAGGGAUCACAGCCAUACAACAUUCCAACUCAGCAGCCUUUACAAUCACAACAGCCUCCUCAGCAGGCGGCGCUCUAUCCUAAUGGGGGUGCUGUAAACCCUGGAACAUCUUAUGAUCAUGCAUCCCAGUUUAAUCACACGAAUUCUGGAUGGAAUGGUCAAGCUGCUAACCAUGCCACACCCCCACCUCAGCAAAUGAAUUAUGAUGACCAAAGUGGAUCCCUUCCGCCGCCUCCAUGGGAAGCUCAGUCCGUACCAAGCAAUGAAAUGUCCAAUGGCCAAUUGGGAGGUAUGCAAUCACUGCCAACAAGCCAGCCAGGUAGCGUGCAGCCACUACAACCGCAGAACAACCAUAUGGGAGGUCUACAAACCCAGCCGAUGUAUAACAACCAACCGGGUGCUAUGCUACCUCAGACAAUGCAAUCCAGCCAAACUAUUGGAGCACAGAUGCAGCCAGGUUAUGGGAACCAGUUUGGACAUCAGCCACAACAUUCCAUGCCCAUGCCAGGUAUGCAAUUCGCCGGUAUGCAACAUUCGCCGAUGCCAGGGGUGCAACAGCCAGCGAUGAUGUACGGUCAACAAAUGCCAGGCACACAGUUUGGAGGAAUGCCACAUCAGCAAAUGUAUGGUGGUCAGAUGGCGGCGGCGGCAUACGCGGCAUACGGUUAUAUGCAGCAGCCAGGAGCACAAUACUACAAUCAGGGAAGGCCAUAUGGGUACCCUGGUACCAAUGACCUCUCGCAGAACAUGUAUGGUCUUUCCAUGCAAGACAGCUCGCAUAUGGGGAUGAACUCGUCCUACCAGACGACACCAUCUUCGUCUUCCAUGGGGCAACCCAUCAGGCCAUCGAGACCUGAGGACAAGCUUUUCGGCGACCUUCUAAGUAUCGCCAAGACGAAGCAGAACAGAGCUUCAUGAUAUAUACGUGAGUCACAGUGUGAGUGGUUUAAUAUAUUUUGUCUAUUUUUACAUGAUUUUUCCACGUGGCUUGUUCAUACACUUGUAGCUCCUGGAUGUGUAAGGUUCAGUUUUUGUACGCUGCCUCCCCACAUUGAUUCCAUUGAAUUCGUUUUGACGUGUGUACUGGUCACGCCAGAGGGGAGAUAUUGGUAAAGUGAUGAUUUAAUAAAGAUUAAAUAGUUCUGAGGCAA
Molecule: messenger RNA, 2381 nt
Organism: Brachypodium distachyon (stiff brome)
Lineage: Eukaryota; Viridiplantae; Streptophyta; Magnoliopsida; Poales; Poaceae
Product: TOM1-like protein 9
Exons: 10
Coding region: 1-2148 (715 amino acids)
Biological process (GO): protein transport to vacuole involved in ubiquitin-dependent protein catabolic process via the multivesicular body sorting pathway
Molecular function (GO): phosphatidylinositol binding; ubiquitin binding
Source: RefSeq, a predicted model, not a curated record